This is a messenger RNA of Penicillium canescens, 1752 nucleotides long. Its product is annotated as bifunctional fumarylacetoacetate hydrolase/alpha/beta hydrolase family protein. Gene Ontology annotation, molecular function: acetylpyruvate hydrolase activity. The transcript has a single exon. NCBI's taxonomy places the organism in Eukaryota, Fungi, Ascomycota, Eurotiomycetes, Eurotiales, Aspergillaceae. The coding region runs from base 1 to 1752 and encodes 583 amino acids. The record is from RefSeq and is a predicted model, not a curated record.
AUGGCCGGAGUACCCAGCAUGUUUACCAACUAUAUCGCCUAUUUGGAGUCUAGUGGCCCCCGCAUCGGCCACCUCGACUUUGGAACCUCGAUCAUCACGCCGCUGUCCUUCAAAUCAGGCACACUAUUGACCAAUCUCUAUCAAGUCAUCACAGCUGGUGAAAAGGGAAUCACGGCCUCCGGAUCGCAAGCUUUGCCUCUUUCGAGUGUGAAGCAUCUGCCUCCAAUUUCAGGGCGGGACAUCCUCGCUGUUGGGAAGAACUACGUGGAACAUGCGCGCGAGUUUAACUCCUCUGGCUACGAUGCCAGCGACAAGAUUGACCAGCCGACACACCCCGUAAUUUUCACUAAGCGUGCGACCUCUAUCAUUGGUCCCGGAGACCCUAUUUUGCUCCAUUCAAAUUUCACCAGUACAGUCGACUAUGAGGGGGAGAUCGGCGUCAUCGUUGGCAAGUCGGGCUUCCAGAUUUCGGAGCAGAACGCGUUGGACCACGUUUGGGGUUAUACUAUUGUGAAUGACAUGACUGCACGAGAGCGACAGCGUGACCACAAGCAAUUUUUCCUCGGCAAAUCACCCGAUACUUUCUGCCCGAUGGGCCCUGUCGCUGUGCCUAAGGAAAGCCUUCCAGAGAACCUGACAAUACAGACCUUUGUCAACCAAGAAAAGCGUCAAGAGGCCACUCUCGGUGAAUUGAUCUUCAGCAUACCUAAGCUUAUUGCUACCAUCAGCGCCGGCCAGACAUUACAAGUCGGCGACGUUAUCGCCACUGGUACUCCUGCGGGCGUUGGCUUCGGUUUUAGACCCAUGAAGUUCCUGCAAACCGGAGAUGAGAUCAGCAUAUCUGUGACAGGUCUGGGAACCUUGAAGAAUACGAUUGCUGCUUCUGAUGCGGUCAACACCACCUCCGAGCGCGCUGAAUCUCACAUCCCCGUUGCUAACCAGAAGGCACUCGCCAACUCGGGAUUGACCAACAUCAACGGCAAGAACCUUUUCUACCAACGGCUAGGUGUUGCAGAUGGUCCUCCGGUCUUCUUCAUCCAUGGACUGGGCGGAUCCACCAGUUACUUUUAUCCUCUUGUUGCAAAGCUGCAGCCGACUCAUUCCUUGCAUCUUCUAGAUCUGGAAGGACAUGGCCUCUCCCCAACAUCAGCCCUCAGUACCAUCUCCAUAGCCUCCUUUGCGCAGGAUUUCUACCACAUGUCACAAGUUGCUGGAGUCAACCAAGGCGUUACCGUAAUCGCCCAUUCAAUGGGCUCUCUCGUGGCACUCAAACUUGCUCUGGAAUAUCCAGAACUUGUGUCCAAGCUUAUCCUGAUGGGCCCUCCCCCAAGUCCCCUUCCGGAGGCAGGAAGUCAAGCCUCCUACGCUCGGGCUGCUUUGGUCCGAAAGCAGGGUAUGUUGGGGGUUGUGGAUGCCAUCAUUCAAGCCGGACUCUCAACCUACGUUCAGCAGACUAACACCUUGGCUGUCGCUGCGGUGCGUAUUUCACUUUUGAGUCAGGAUGCUGAAGGAUAUGCGAAGGCUUGCGCGGCACUUGCUGGAUCUGCCAGUGAGACGUUGGACGUCAAGAGCCUCCGUAUUCCUGUUUCCUUUGUUACUGGCGAAGAGGACAAAGUCAGCUCGCCGGCUCUCUGUCAAAAGUACUCAGAGGCUACGGGAGGUGGACAUGUUGAGGUGCUCAGGAAGGUUGGGCAUUGGCAUCUGUUUGAGGAUGUAGAUCAAACUGUAAAGGCGGUUUUGACGCAGAUUUAG